AUGCGAAUGUUAUGGACGGCUGAGCUGCAAGCGCGGCAGUUCGGCGUCCGUGGGUCCACGGACCCCUUAGACAAUUCCCAGCUGCCGCUGCUGGCCACGAUGCAAUUCGACGGCUUCACCAACCAAGGCGAGAAGGUCUUCAAGCUGGUAAAGUGGCCGAAGGAGUACCACGAGGACCCCAUGGUCCUGGCGAGUGCGCUGAGGCUGUCAUUGCAGGCCGUGGCGGGCAACAAGCGGCGCCAGCCUGCGGCAAUCAAGCCGAACAGGUGGUACCAGCUCCUCUCCCCUCCAGCGCAGUCUUGGGCUGGCUUCGAGAUCCAACUCGCACAGCUCGUGGAGCAGCUCAUCCUCCGUGCUCGAGAGGCCCCAGAGGCCCCGUCCGUGGCCCAACUGCCCGACGGGACGGAGGCGUGGGCAUCCUGGGAUGCCCAGAAGACAACCUGCGAUGCCGUCUCCGUGGCGCAGGCGCGUCAAUCGGACCCGAGGUCCACGGAGGAGGAAGCCGAAGAGCAAGCAGAGGAGAAGGAGGAGCACGAGCCAGAGUAG
Molecule: messenger RNA, 546 nt
Organism: Symbiodinium sp. CCMP2592
Lineage: Eukaryota; Dinophyceae; Suessiales; Symbiodiniaceae
Source: the annotation of a GenBank genome assembly